Thyridium curvatum is the source of this 1209-nucleotide messenger RNA. RefSeq lists its product as uncharacterized. The transcript has 4 exons. Gene Ontology annotation, cellular component: cytosol. The record is from RefSeq and is a predicted model, not a curated record. Gene Ontology annotation, biological process: purine nucleoside catabolic process. Gene Ontology annotation, molecular function: purine nucleosidase activity. The coding region runs from base 1 to 1209 and encodes 402 amino acids. NCBI's taxonomy places the organism in Eukaryota, Fungi, Ascomycota, Sordariomycetes, Thyridiales, Thyridiaceae.
AUGGCGCCAAAGAACCGUAUCAUCCUCGAUACAGACCCAGGUGUCGAUGACACCAUGGCCAUGCUCUUGGCCCUCAGCGCCUCGCCUGAGGACCUCGAGCUGGUCCUGCUGUCUGUCACUUACGGCAACGUCCCUCUGCAAAGCUGCCUGCGCAACGUUGUUGCCCUGUUCCAUGUCAUUGAGAAGGAAAUUGCUUGGCGAGAGGCAAACUCAAAGCCCAACAGCUUCGAGUCCCUGAAGCACUUCAAGCCGCUGGUGGCGGUAGGCCCUGAUCAUCCGUUGGAGGAGGACUGCCUCAUGGCAGACUAUUUCCAAGGCGACAGCUCAGCCAACCCUUCUCCGUACUUCACGCCAGCCAAGCUCCCAGCCCACAAGGAGAUCCUUCGAAUUCUGAGGGAAGAGCCCGAGAACACGAUCUCCAUCUGCGCAGUCGGCCCGCUCACCAACAUCGCCAUGGCCGCCGCCGAGGACCCAGAGACGUUCCUCCGCGUCAAGGAGCUCGUGGUCAUGGGGGGCUCCGUGCACAUCCCCGGCAACAUCACCCCCGUCGGCGAAUUCAACACCUAUGCCGAUGCCGUUGCCGCCGCCCGUGUGUACGCCCUCACUUCUCCCACCCCGGCCUCGACGAUGCCUCCCGUCCCCAGCCACGCGGCGACCCUCCCGCCCUACCCGGAAAAGCUGUCGAAACAGCUCAAACUGUCGCUCUGCCCGCUGGAUAUCACCACGCCGCACUCCCUAUACAAGAGCUUCUUCGAGCGGAGCAUCAAGCCCCACGUCGACGCAGGAAGUCCGCUGGCGCGAUGGAUCGGCCAUAUCCUCGCCGGCACGUUCAACAAGAUCACCGACAUGGUGGGAGAUCAGGUGGAGCCGGACCUGUCUUUGCAUGACCCCCUGACCGUCUGGUACAUGAUGACUCGUGACGAUCCGGCCUGGCAGGGCACGCCCACGCUCGAGGACAUUCGUAUCGAGACCUCGGGCCAGUGGACGCGCGGCAUGCACCUCGUCGACAAGCGGAAUCGCAGCAAGCCCGCUGCCAAAGAGAGCACCCAGAGCGUCGAGAAUCCAGAUGACUCCCUGCUGCUCGACGAGGUGCCAGGCGACACGCAGGGCUGGCUGAGCCACACCAAGGGCAACAGGAUCAACAGGAUUGUCAAGUCGCCGGGCGAAGACAAGCUCGCGCCUCUCUGGAUGAAACAGGUCUUCGGAUAG